This is a messenger RNA of Chinchilla lanigera (long-tailed chinchilla), 1473 nucleotides long. RefSeq names its product T-cell surface glycoprotein CD1b2-like. Gene Ontology annotation, molecular function: endogenous lipid antigen binding; exogenous lipid antigen binding; lipopeptide binding. Lineage: Eukaryota; Metazoa; Chordata; Mammalia; Rodentia; Chinchillidae. Gene Ontology annotation, biological process: positive regulation of T cell mediated cytotoxicity; antigen processing and presentation, endogenous lipid antigen via MHC class Ib; antigen processing and presentation, exogenous lipid antigen via MHC class Ib. Gene Ontology annotation, cellular component: external side of plasma membrane. The transcript has 6 exons. The record is from RefSeq and is a predicted model, not a curated record. Bases 77 to 1078 code for a protein of 333 amino acids.
CGUAUGGAGCAGAAAGAGCUGCUACACUCUGAGAUCAAACACAGGCUGAGAGACAGAAGUCCUUUCUCUCAGUGAAAUGCUGCUCCUGGCACUGGCAUUGCCUGCAGUUCUCUUCCCAGGUGGUGACACUCAGGACGACUUCCAGGGUCCGACCACUUUCCACGUCAACCAAAUCACAUCCUUUGCCAACAGCACCUGGGCACAAUAUCAAGGCUCAGGCUGGCUGGGUGACUUGCAGCUUCAGAGGUGGGACAGUGGCUCAGAAACUGCUGUAUUCCUGAAGUCCUGGUCUAAGGGCAACCUCAGCGAUGAAGUGAUAUCUGGGCUGGACGUGCUAUUCCAAGUCUACUUCAUUGGAUUCAUCUCAGAAGUGCAAGAACUCGCAAGUGAAUUCGAAGUGGAAUACCCCUUUGAGAUCCAGGGCAUCGCAGGCUGUGAAUUGCAUUCUGGGGAUGCCACCCUAAGCUUCUUGAAGGGAGCUUUAGGAGGACUGGAUUUCCUGACCAUCACAAAUCAUUCAUGUCUGCCUGCACCAGAGGGUGGCACCAGGGCACAGAUGUUCUGCAUAUUCAUCUCUCAGUACAAAGCUAUCUGUGACAUUAUAGAUAAGCUCCUUAUAGAAAUUUGCCCUCAAUAUCUCUUGAGCAUCCUUGAAGCAGGGAAGACAGAUCUACAGAAACAAGUGAAACCGGAGGCCUGGCUGUCCCAGGGGCCCAGCCCUGGGCCUGGCUGUCUGCAGCUGGUCUGCCAUGUCUCUGGCUUCCACCCAAAGCCCGUGUGGGUGAUGUGGAUGCGGGCUGAGCAGGAGCAGCCUGAAACUCAGAGAGGGGACAUCCUGCCCAAUGCUGAUGACACAUGGUAUCUCCAAGUGACCCUGGAUGUGGCAGCUGAGGAGGCUGCUGGGCUGUCUUGCCGAGUGAAGCACAGCAGUCUGGGAGGGCAGGACAUCGUCCUCCACUGGGGACAGCCUAUGUCCAUUGGCUGGAUCAUUCUGGCAAUAAUACUGCCCUGCUUGAUGGUGUUGGUGUGCUUUGCUGUAUGGCUUUUCAGACGCUGGUCUUAUGAGAACAUCUUGUAAGCUGUCACUGUGUCAUCUCAGAGUUGAAAUCAGUCCUGAGAGGCCCACAAACUUGCAUUUUCAGCCUAGGUAUCACUCUUCUUAUAUUUUUUCAAAUAACCAAUAUUUUUAAUCAACUCAAAGUUCCAAAAUUGUAGAGUAACUUAUAGACUAGCAAAAAGCAAAGAACUAGAAAUUAAUUUUGAUAUACUGUCAAUAGUAGAAUCCACCCACAUUUGAUCAUUUAUUAGGUUUUCAAUCAUUUAUUGUUUUUGAAGUAAAAAUGUGUUUUGUGUAUUUUUCAUUUUGUUAGUAUUGCGAGUCACACUUUGUUAGUUUCAUAUCACAAUAAAAAUUUAAUUUCUUAAAUGUACCAUUCUUGUUUGUAAUAUAUGUGUUUGGAUUCAGCCUGUAAA